AUGGAUGUAAUAAAGACCCUCGUUGCACAUCAAAAUGUAGACGAAAAUACUUUCUCGGCCAUCAAGAACGGAGUGAAAGGGUGCAAAUCUCUGCUCCGUUCCCAAGAUAGCCUCUCCCAAAUAUCCUCCAACUCGUGCAUCCUCGCGCAAGCACCGGCUCCAGUAAUCGCGCUGGAGAAGGACUUCACAACGAAUGGCACCCAGGGAAAUUUACAUUGCCCCUUCUCCAAACCGAAUAAGAUGCAGAGCGCAAAUGGCAGCGAGGCCCCCAGUGGGAAGAACUCUGCGCCCAAGAUCCAGAUCGAAGCCACCUGCGGCCAUGAGCAUCUGGACCCAAUCAGGGCUGAACUCGAAGAACGACGCUCUAGCCACACCCCAUCAGCCCCGUCCUCAAAAGGAGCAUGUCCCGUCUCCCGAUGUCCGAUCCGAUUCCUCGAUCAACACUCCCCAGAAGAAAUCGCCGAAUACGUCGAACGACACAAACAUGAGAUUCCCCGCAGCCACGCAAUUUGCGUCAAGCGCUAUCAGCGAAACCCACAGGACAUGAGACAACUGGAUGCCAAAUACGGUGGCCUGACCAGCAUGAUCGCUGGUUUAGGUGUCAAGCAUCAAGCCUUCCUGCCUGACCGUCAUACCAGCGGCGAAGGCCACUCCUCGCACUCUGCGUCGAGCGAACGUGUUGAGAAAUGGGCCGAGAACGUGGACCCCAGUACGCUCAGUGUCCCGAACGAGGAGAAGAACGAGGAGGAGAAGAACGAGGAUGAUAACCGCCAGAGUCACUUUGACCGUCCCCUUCGUGAAGUCCGCGUCGGUGAAUCCCCGAGCAGGCCUUGGGGCAUUUCAGUGCCUGUCACACAUCUACCCCCGCCCUCAGCGUCUAUCCCCGCAUCCCCCGACCGUCACGCCGACAGACCUGAUAACCCCGGCGAUGCCAACAUCAUUGACGCUAAGCCUGCCGGCGGCUGUCCAUUCGGCCACGGCAAAUCGAAGCCCGAAGCCACAAAGCCCGAAACUCUAAACCCCGAAAUGGAAACAUAUCGGAGUGCGGGAAGGCCCAAGGACAAUGAUACUUUCGCACCAAAGAAACCUGGUUGUCCAUUCGGCCACGAUAAGCCAAAGACCGAAGUUCCAAAGCCUGAAACCGAGACCCCCUGGAGUGGUGAGUGGCCUAAGACCUGGCCCAAGGACCAGGCUAUCGCAGAUCAAGCACUCGAUCCCCAGCUUGCUCCGGCUGCUCCCGUGAGCGAUGGCUCGACUACGAAACCCGGCAUUCCCCCAACAUUCUCCACUCCCUCCCACAUCACUUUCAAUGGCCCCGUCUUCUUCGGCUACUCCGCCGAGGAGACUGCCAACCUGUUGCAGCAGUUUGGCAACCUGGGCCAAUCAUGA
Molecule: messenger RNA, 1389 nt
Organism: Penicillium egyptiacum
Lineage: Eukaryota; Fungi; Ascomycota; Eurotiomycetes; Eurotiales; Aspergillaceae
Source: the annotation of a GenBank genome assembly